AUGAUGGUCUCUCAUGAAGAUAAGGAAAGGGCUGUUAUACCUCUAGAAUCGAAUCCAGAAGUUUUCACUGAUUUUGCAAAAAAUUUAGGUUUGGACCCUUUAUUUGCUUUCCAUGAUAUAUAUUCUUUGACAGAUGCUGAUCUUCUAGCUUUCUUACCAAGACCAGUUAAGGCAAUUAUCUUAUUAUUCCCAAUAAGUGAUAAACAAGAGAAGCAAGAUGAUGUUAUUAAAAAUGAUACCCAGAGUGUAAUGUCACUUUCUUCAAAAGACGCUGUAUGGUUCAAACAAACAAUCAAAAAUGCUUGUGGGCUUUACGCUAUAUUACAUUCUUUAGCUAAUAAUAAGUCAAUGUUAACCUCGGAUUCUAUCUUGGGCCAAUUCAUAAAUGAUAACUAUGAAACAAAGAAUGAAAACAAUGGCAAUAAAAAUGAAUUGACGGAUGAUUUCAUUUUCGAUAUUUGUAAUAAGUUCUUGAAAAUUUUUGAAGCUGGUGAAACAAAGGCACCGGAUGCACAUUCUGAUGUUGACUUACAUUUUAUAACGUUUGUGUCUAAUGAUAAGAAUCAAAUUUUUGAAUUGGAUGGUAGAAAUCCUAAAGGACCAUCAUAUCUUGGUGAUAUUACUGCUAGCAAGAAUAAUGCGGAUGAUACAGAUUUAAUUGGUGAAAAAGCCAUUAUUGAUAGAGUGCAAUGGUAUAUGGACAACGUUGAAGAGGGAAAUAGUUUGAAUUUUUCUUUAUUGGGGCUAUCGAAAUCAUGGGAUUGA
Messenger RNA from Naumovozyma dairenensis CBS 421, 765 nucleotides. It is a transcript of the gene YUH1, whose product is annotated as ubiquitin-specific protease YUH1. The coding region runs from base 1 to 765 and encodes 254 amino acids. NCBI's taxonomy places the organism in Eukaryota, Fungi, Ascomycota, Saccharomycetes, Saccharomycetales, Saccharomycetaceae. The transcript has a single exon. Gene Ontology annotation, molecular function: cysteine-type deubiquitinase activity. The record is from RefSeq and is a predicted model, not a curated record. Gene Ontology annotation, cellular component: cytoplasm. Gene Ontology annotation, biological process: protein deubiquitination; ubiquitin-dependent protein catabolic process.